AUGACUGAUAGUGCGAGUCCUUGCAUUCUUUCAAUUGGUUCCUUUCACUCACGGUCGUCAUCCGACAGGUUCAUAAAUUUGGCAAACGUAAUUGCGUCAGCACUGAGUCUUAUCCAACUUAGUUCUCAGAUAUUGCAUCAAAUUACAGAAUGCAACCCCAGAAUGAACUCAAUAAAUCUCUCUUCACGAAAGAAAACCACAAAUUCGUCAAUAUCUGAAACAUGCAACUUUGAAAUGCAUGGAAAAGCGCUGAAAUGA
Messenger RNA from Necator americanus (New World hookworm), 258 nucleotides. RefSeq lists its product as uncharacterized. Lineage: Eukaryota; Metazoa; Nematoda; Chromadorea; Rhabditida; Ancylostomatidae. The coding region runs from base 1 to 258 and encodes 85 amino acids. The record is from RefSeq and is a predicted model, not a curated record. The transcript is spliced from 2 exons.